AUGGAAAUCCGUCGAAUUGUACUGAGAGUAGAAGAAGGGUUACUGGUUCUAGGAGAGGAAGGAUUUUACUCACAGUUGAUCGGGCAUUCGCAGGGUCUAGCGAUGCUGGUGGCUUCAGCGGUGGCGCCGUCGCUCCGCCCGAUGGAGCGCGACGGCGGCGGCAGCCGGGAGAGCUGUCUCCCCUCACAAUUCCAGACUGCGAUCUUCUUCUCCGCAUUGUACCUGGUGGCUGUCGCGGAGGGCGGCCACAGGCCCUGCGCGCAGGCCUUUGGGGCCGACCAGUUCGCCGGCGACGACCCAGAAGAGUGCAGGUCCAGGAGCUCCUUCUUCAACUGACUGUACUUCGGGCUCUGCAGCGGCAUGGUGUUGGCUGUGCUGCUGAUAUCCUACGUCCAGGGCAAUAUCGGCCGGGGAUUCGGAUUUGGGCUGCCUUGCGCUUCCAUGGCCAUCUCCCUCGGCCUCUUCUUGGCCGGCACGAGGAUCUACCGCUACUGCGAUCCUCCCGGGAAGAACCCCCUCGAGCAGCUCGCCGGAGCCGUCAGCAAUUUCUCGGACAGCUUGCGGGCGCCGCCUCCCGAAGAAUCGAAGGAAGCUCUCCUCCAUGGCACGUAAGGAUCCUCCAGAGCCUGGAAAAGUCAGUUUCAAUUAAAGAAGAUCUCACCUUUCCUCACGGGUUCCCACUCUGCAGGUCUGCUAUGCAGGAGGGUGUCGCAGAGGACCGUCGACGGGUCCUCAGAUUGCUCCCAAUCUGGGCAACCUGCUUGCUGUGCCCCGCGGUUCUUGUGCAAUCCUCGACCUUCUUCACCAAGCAGGGCAGCGCCAUGGACAGAAGAAUCACCCCCUCCUUCCUCGUUUCCCCUGCGGCGCUUCAGAGCUUUAUCAGUCUCUCAGUCAUUGCCUUCGUGCCCAUCUACGACAGCCUCUUCGUCCCCAUAACCAGAGCCUUCACCGGGGAGCCCUUGGGCUUGACGAUGCUCCAGAGGAUCGGCUUCGGCAUGGUGCUCUCAGUCUCCGCCAUAGCCAUCGCCGCCAAGGUGGAGACGAAGAGGCUCCAGACCGCAAUAGACUUCGGACUGGUUGACUUACCGGGCGUCGCCAUCCCCAUGAACCUGUGGCGGCUCGUUCCUCAGUACGUCCUCCUCAGGGUCUCCGAUGUCUUCACCGGCGGGGGUCUCCAAGAGUUCUUCUACGACCAGGUGCCCACCGCCAGAAGGAUCUUGGACUUUGCCCUCUACAUGAGCAUCUUCGGCGUCGGGAGCUUCAUCAGCGGCGUCCUCGUCUUGGUAAUACAGAAAGUGAGCGCCUGGUGGGGGGAGGAUUGGUUCUCCGACAACCUAAACCGUGCCCACCUCGACUACUUCUACUGGCUGCUGGCGGCGCCGCCUGAAGAAGACUUGCAGUGA
Molecule: messenger RNA, 1403 nt
Organism: Spirodela intermedia
Lineage: Eukaryota; Viridiplantae; Streptophyta; Magnoliopsida; Alismatales; Araceae
Source: the annotation of a GenBank genome assembly